CCCAUCGACCACUAUUGCACAUCCAGUCAUCUGUCUCCCUAUUCAUCUUCUCUCUCUAACACUUGUCGUCAACCACACUCCUAAACAGUUUGUUUGUAAUGAUGACGAUGUUGUAAUAUCAAUAUAUAGAAAAAAUGUUCAAGCAACUACCUCCUAUCAGUCCAGAAUGUUUCAUGUAUCAAGUUCCGAAAUUACACCGCAAGAUGAAUGACGUUGCCUAUACAUCUAAACUCAUUUAAAUUGGCCCUUUUCACCAUGGCCUACAACAAUACAAAGCUGCGGAACAGUAUAAGGUUUAUGCUCUCAAAAGAUACCUAUCUCGACAGUUGCUGAGGCCACGGAUAUUGCUGGAAGAUGGGAGGAAAAAGCUCGUAAUUGCUAUGCAAAUCCCAUUUUGACAUGAAUAGUGAAGAGUUUGUGAAAAUGAUGCUCUUAGAUGGUUGUUUCGUAUUGGAGUUCAUGAACUCAACAAUCUGUCGUAAGAGGUAUUGGGGUCAAAAUGAGGAUGAUUGGAUGGAUGACACACUCCUUUGCGGUCUAUUGUACGAUUUAAAAAGCGACUCAACUAUGUUCGAGAAUCAACUUCCUUUCUUCGUUCGCCAAAAAUUAUUUCGACAAAAUGAACCUCCACCAUCUAUGAACUUUAUGGCUUCGAUGGCACACUUGUUUAUAGCGACAACGGGACGAUAUCAUCUUCAUUGUAGUGAGGUAGACAAUACACAUAAGGUAAGACACUUGGUGGAUUUAUUAAGAUUUUACUACAUCCCCUCCUCGCCUGAUACAGAAGAGUACAAGAAUUAUAAGAAGACAAAAAGAAAUAAAUAUAUUAAUAUACCAACUAUAACCGAGCUUUGUGAGGCUGGUGUUAAGCUACAAAGAGCAGAUGAAACCAACAGUUUGAUGGAUUUCAGCUUUAAAAAUGGGCUUUUGAAAAUUCCACCUUUCAACAUUCAUAUCAACUUCGAAAUACAAAUUCGAAAUUUGAUCGUGUCUGAGAUUCUUCAUGGCGGGAGUGAUCAGAAGUUCAUAUUUUAUUAUCUUGCAUUGUUAGACGACUUGAUUAACACAGAGAAAGACGUGAGUAUACUUGUAAAGAAGAAAAUCAUAACCAACGAAAUUGGUGGCAAUGAUGAACAAAUUUCUGAAUUAAUUAAUAAUCUACGUCUGAAUGCCCCAACCUUUUCACCUAAAUAUUACUACUCUAAUAUGAGCAAAGAUUUAAAUGAAUAUUGCAACAAAUGGUGGCAUCGAUCUAUGGCUCCACUAAGACGUGACUAUUUCAACACUCCAUGGGCUUCCAUCUCCUUUGUUGCAGCUACGGUCUUGCUUCUCCUUACUUUACUUCAAACCCUAUUCUCUGCUCCAUCUAUUUUGCAUUAAUAUAUAAUGUAAUUUAGAUGUAAAAAUAAAAUGAAAAUGAAAAUAAAAAUAAAAAUAUA
Messenger RNA from Cucumis melo (muskmelon), 1439 nucleotides. Its product is annotated as UPF0481 protein At3g47200-like. Lineage: Eukaryota; Viridiplantae; Streptophyta; Magnoliopsida; Cucurbitales; Cucurbitaceae. The coding region runs from base 400 to 1380 and encodes 326 amino acids. The transcript has a single exon. The record is from RefSeq and is a predicted model, not a curated record.